UGCUAAUGCGCAUGUGCAUACAUCGUCCCUGCGAUAUAAUGUCGUACGUUCCAAGAGGAAGAGACACACUUAUCACAGUAUUUAUUAGAAAAUAUUGACCUAAAUGACGAAUAUUAUUUCGAGCAAGUUAUUUCUACAUAUUUCCAAAGGCCCCUUCUUGCUGCUAGCCGUUUUUGUUUGCUGACUGUGGUCUGUAAGCUCCCUUUUCAGCUGCAAAAGAAUUUGGACGGUGAUUCUUUCCCCGGAAAACGGGUCAGACAACGGAACUGCCCCUAAGGUGAAAUUCAGUCUUCUUCCCAUGACUACCGACCGGUCCAACGACGGGGACGAUUUGAGUUCUUCAACUGUUUCUGCUAUUCCAAAGAAGACCACUCUAAAUCCUAAUGCCAAGGUUUUCCAAAGUCCAAAGCUUGCCAAUUCUGUAACCUCAUCUGCGGACUCAACUGACAGUAGUCCUGACUGGCAUGACAAUGAGAACAGGAGCUCUCAGGCAUCCUCCCCACAGACAGCAAUGACCACACAAGGUCCUUACCAGAUGAAUGGAGAUGUGGGGAAGUUCUCAGCAUUAGGCUACCCACCAUCUCCAGAAUCACCUGUAUACUCCAUACAGAAUGGAUACAUCAGUGGUCCAGAAUAUCCAUAUUUACCAGAUGGACAAUUAGUCACAUCUGAUGAUCUGUCACAGCAAGAGCUUCCCAAAGGAGAAGAUCUUCGCAAACUAUUACAACGCCAGUUGGAGUACUAUUUCUCAAGGGAAAACUUGGCCAAUGACAGAUACCUGCAAUCCCAGAUGGAUGCUGACCAGUAUGUUCCCAUUUCUACAAUAGCAAACUUUAAUGCUGUCAAGAAGUUAACAAAGGAUAUGCCGCUCAUUGUUGAGGUCUUAAGGGAAUCAUCUUGUGUUAAAGUGGAUGACAAAGGAGAGAUGGUGCGACCUAACCACAAGAGAUGUACUGUCAUCCUACGAGAAGUCUCCCAGGCAACUCCUCUUGAGGAUGUGAAAGCACUUUUCACUGGGGAAAACUGUCCUAAAUUUGUCAGCUGUGAGUUUGCACAUAACAGCAACUGGUACAUCACGUUUGAGUCUGACACAGAUGCACAGAAGGCUUACAGAUAUAUCCGUGAGGAGGUUGGAAUCUUUCAAGGCAAGCCAAUCAUGGCAAGAAUAAAGGCCAAACCUCUUCAGAGAAUAAACUUUUCUCCCAAGCCGGCACCUGUGAAUGGAUAUACCAACACAAGCCAACAGAUGUAUACACAACAAUUUCAGUAUCCUCCAUCACAGCAUGUAAACAGUAUCAGUCAACAGCCAUCGCAACAACAACAGCAGCAGCAGUCCUCCCAGCAGCAGCAGCAGCAGCAGCAGCAACAACAACAACAACAGCAACAGCAACAGCAACAACAAAGUCAAUCACAGCAGCAGCAGCAGCAGCAGCAGCAGUACCCUUUCUACUCUACAGGUGUUGGGCAAUCACAGACGUGGGGUGUGACAAGCCCAACUUACUUUGAGCCACCACCAAUGCAACAGCCUCAGGCCUUUUCUCCUGGUGCCUUUCCUCCUCCACCACCCCCGCCACCUCCACAGAACAAGUUCCAGACUAUCAACGUCAAUCGCCAACAUGCUUAUCAGGGACCUCGUUCAAGAACACAUCAGAAGAGCCAUUCGCGUACGUCCAGCACGCCUGAGCUGAGGAGCACAGAUCGCGUCAGUAAUUCAAUGUUCCAAGAAAACUCCAUCCAUCGCUCCCACUCAGAGAGACGAACCACUCCCAAUGGGCCACAGGUAGUGAGUCCCAGGGGUGUGUUUGAUUCACUACGAGGGGGAGAGGGAGCUAUGGACAGACGUGAUGAUAAGGAAAGAGAUCGAGAGAGAGAGAUAGCAUAUGGAAGAAGGAGAGAUGUACCACCGGUGACUACCUUGCCUACGUCCUCAUCAUCUACAGCAUCAAGAAGUCGCUACCAGGAGGAAACCUCAAGUAGCAGUUCAAAUUCCUUGCAACAGAACUCCAGAGGGCCCCGUGUAAGUGCCAACUAUCGUGAUCGACGGCCUAGACGAAGAGAAGAUGACAUCCAGAAUCGCAGGAAUUCUCGGGAUCUGAGGGACUCUCGAGACAAGGAGCAGCCUGCACCAACACCAAAGGAAGUCCCCAAGCCCCCUUCACCACAGAUAGACCUAGCGUCCUUCCCUCCACUUCCUGGACGGACGAUAACAGAGAAUGAGGCAUGUGAGAAGAAGGAAGAAGAGACUAAUAACAAUGACCUAGUCACACCAAUGGCUGACAUUGUCAAGGGAGUCAAGGAUCCUAAGGUACAGCGUGCUGCGAAAUCUCAGGAACCAUCCAAGCCAAACCAUCCAGCCACUAAGGACAGUGCUACUAAUACAAGUAGUAUAGGCGAUGGCAAGGAACAAUCACCAUCCUCUGCAGCUGUUAAAACACCCACCUCGUUACCACGCAAACAAACACAGGUACCUGUCGCUACCCAGACUGACCUGGACCUAUCUGCCAGUCCUGAAGCCAUACCAACCCCUACUACUACCCAACACCCUGCUAAGGUUAGCCAAACUACAAGUACAGCUGUCAAUACCACGGUGACUGCAUCAGCCUCAUCUGCUGCCGCUAUAGUUGCUAGGACGACCAUUACCACGGUAACGGGAAGCACGCAGACAGUCAGCACAGGCAGUCAGACUGCUGACAGCCAAUCUUCACAAACAUGUAGUGCCUCAUGCUCAACUAGUACAACCACACAGGCAACUGAAUGUUUGGUGCCACGUCUUAGCUACGCAGCUGUUAUAGCAAGGAGAGCAGCUAAGGCUAAUGCAGUAUCCACCAAUGCUACUGUCUCCCAAGCAUCUACACCAACUACCACAACUAGCACACUAACCACUAACUCCAACGAGUCCUCCAUACCACCAAGACAAGGUCAGCUAUCACAAGCCUCAACUGUCUUGCAAACGCAGCAACCACCUUACCCACACACACAGGCACCAAACAAAUCAUUUCGACCAAGGUACGGCAUGCGUGCCAAUGAUAGGGAAGCGAACUAUGAACCGAGUAGCAGGUAUAGAAGAGAAUAUUACACUGGUAGGAGGUCCCCACCACAACCACGACAAAUGACUAGCAAGUAAAGUGAGGUGACUGGUCAAGCUGGAUGGUGUUUGAAGGGUUGCUAUCAUGAUAUCUGUCUAUGUCAUAUCAGCUGACAGAGGGAUUGGAGGUGAGAUCCGAGUUGGAACUUGAAUAUAACAAAAAACCUGGGCAGAUUUGAAAUUGUUGUUACUUUUCCUCAGGGUUAUUGCUGUAUCAUUUUCCUUGAAGCAUUGUCCGUUGAAUAGAGCAAUCCUGGAUCAGUAGCCAAGACCAUUCAUACGGAUGAGAUUGAACAUAUCAAAUGUGUUCUGGUGUGAUGGUUGGCAUAUUAUACCAUUAUGUACUUGUGUAUCAAGUUUUGCAUCAGCUGUAUGGCAGAGCUAAACAGGGUCAUCUGAAAUUGAUGAUUGCAGAUUGCAAAAACCAAGUGGUUCUGUGAGUACUACCUCAUUGACAGAUCAAAGAAUAUGGGUGUCUAUACAAUGAAGACAUCAAAGUCUUCAUUGUGACAGAGUACUAAUUAGGUAUUACUUGGAUACUUGGAACACGGGACACACAAGGUGUAUGAUAAUGUUGCUUCUUUGAUUUAGGAGAAAUUUAAACAGUGAGUGAAAAGCCCUUUGAAGCUAAAAGAUAUAUGAAGAAUGUAUGCAACCAAAUUGGUGCUCAAGCAUGUUGAGGAUAUUGCCAAUGUGAAAUAUUGGAAGUCUAGAAUGUGCUUAGGUCUGCUGUCACUUGACAGUGCAUUUAAGACUGAAUCAUUGUUAAUGAAGGGUAGUAGGGUAAUGAUGGCUUGAUGAACUAACUGUGUUUAGUACUCAGAAAGUCAGGUGUUAGUGGGGUCAAUUUCUAUGUUAUGCAGUGAUUUAUUUCAGUAUUGAAAGUGGAAAUAAUACAUGUAGAUUGAGAUACAUGUAUGUGAGAGAUUACGAGAUGGGAGACAGUCCAACUCGGUAUUGUUUUCUUAAAUUCUUAUUAAUUAUUCUGGUAUUUGGGGCAUAGAACCUGUUCCAUUAAUCGUGGAGAUGUUGCAAUAAGGCUAUUGCUGUCCACUCAAAAGAUGUUAAGUCUUUGUUGAAGUUUUUGGUAAGCAUUUGCAACCACUUAUAAUGGAUGUCUGGAGCAAAAAGAUGAAGUAAUUUGCUAUUCACAAUUAUUUGAAUAAUGACCAGUAUUGGACACACAGUCUACAUUGUACAAUGUACUAGUAAUGGACAUGAGCAAUUAUUUAAAUCAUUUGAAAUGCAUUUUGUUUUGCUGAGUUACUUGCUAAUCUAAAGUGCUAGAACACUGGGCAUUUGUUGAUUCAUGUCACGCAAUUGUACUAUAAACUUAUGGAUCUCAAACACAAUCGGUCUGUGAAAAAUGCCCCGUCUAAACAAGAGGGAUGUUGAUAAGUUGCAAAAUACUUUGUACAGUUUGCAGUUGAAUGGGUAUGCAUGGGUAUACAUGGAGAUAUAUCCAUGCUUUGUACAUGUGCAACCCCCAGCUCUUUUGGUAUAAAAUCCUAUUGUUAAAAGUGCCCAAAAUAGAAUACCAAAAAAAUGGAAAGUAUUCUUGCCCUUUGAGUUUUGUUUGUCAUCUCAAACUCAUGUCUUGUUCCAAUGAUAAGUUGUGGGGAAAUGAGACUUUGUUGAGUCAUCAUUGCAGGCGUCUUGCUGAUCAUGUGACCCCUGAUAUUGUCUUACAUGAUGUUCUUUCAGAAAUCUUACAUUGAAUCUCUAUCUUGUAGAUUUCAAGAUCCUUAAAUUUCAACUUCAAUUAUAUAACGCACUUGAGUGUGCUUAGGUAAGGGGAUUAAUUAUGUUACAUUGUAUGUCUCCCAUAUUCAAAUAAGUUGGUUGGAAGUCUUAUCUUGGCUUUUAUUUUAAUUUUAAUUUUUGUGGGAUAUUUAGCAGUUUAAAUGUUUGCUAAAGCCAUUCUACUUCAAGUCAAUGUUAUUUGUAUAUAAUUGUUCCUAUUUCCUUAUAAUUCCCUAUAAACCAAUCUAAUCUGAUGUUGGAUAUUUACAUACGCUUUGACGAAAUUCAGUUAUUUACUUUUGCGAAGUGCAGCAAAAUGAAACAUAGUCUUGUAUCAAAGAGAGAAAAAAUGAUUUUAAUAUAUUUUAUGAAAGAUU
Messenger RNA from Patiria miniata (bat star), 5205 nucleotides. Its product is annotated as la-related protein 4B-like. The transcript is spliced from 15 exons. Lineage: Eukaryota; Metazoa; Echinodermata; Asteroidea; Valvatida; Asterinidae. Gene Ontology annotation, molecular function: mRNA 3'-UTR binding. The coding region runs from base 299 to 3124 and encodes 941 amino acids. Gene Ontology annotation, biological process: positive regulation of translation. Gene Ontology annotation, cellular component: cytosol; cytoplasmic stress granule. The record is from RefSeq and is a predicted model, not a curated record.